UACUCCCUGGUUGCGUUGCAGGAGCGCAAGGGUCGUUCUUCCGUUCAAUUCUGAUUCAUUCGUUCGGUGUCCUUCUAAGGGGAAGUGUCGUCCUCUCCAUCACGUCGGCGGUGGCGAUUUCGCAACGGAAUUUCGAGCGAGAAUCGAGCCAAGCUUCGAGCACGUAGCACACCCCAGGCACAAUGGAACCCUUCGUCCAGCGUAUGUUGGAACGCGCUAAAGCCAGGAGAGAGAAACUGGAUGAAAAGUUAUCAAAUGCGGGACACAAUGUUAAAAAAAGGCAGAGUCCUUUGAAAAAUACAUUGUUAGAACAGGCCACAGCAAUAGCAGAAGAAAAUUCAGCCAGAUCACCAAUCAAAGCAGUUUCAGUUAGUGCACUUUCAUUUAUCAAAUCACCUCAUAAAUCUCCUAUAUCCAAGAAUACCGGACCUGAAAAUAAUGAACAGGAUAAUAAGGAGAAUAGUGACUUUCAAGUUCAUAAUAUGCGAUCCAAGUUACAUAGACUUGGGAAAUUAUAUUCUGAUGAUAAUCAGGAAUUAAGUUCACCUAUACAUCAAAAUGAAGAAAAAUUCACUGCAGAAGAAAGUAGGGAGGAAUAUAAACCAGUUAAAAGAGGCGCUAGACUUGAUAGAUUUGCAGCUUUAGCGUCAACUAUUAACAAUUGGGAGGAUGAUUUGUCUCAUCCGGUAUUAACUAGUUCCAAGAUUAAACCUGGAAAUAGUAAAGCAAAACAAAUACAAGCAAAGUUUAACGAACAAGUUAAAAGUGGAUUUGAGUCACAACCAAGCACAAGUGAGAGUAAUAAAUGGAAGAGCAAAGAUUCAAGUCCAACCAAACAAUUAAAAUGGGAUAAAAAUGUGUUAGAAAACUUGGAAUCAAACGCUGUCACAAGUCGUUUUUCACCUAAAAAGAGCUCUGCUUACCAGCAAAUGGAGAAGAAGCAGAUUUUGCCUAUUAAGUCAGAUGGUUCACCAAGAAGCAAGAAAACAGAAAGUGAUGCUAACGGGACCGCAAGUCCAGCUAACUCUUCUAGAAGCAACGAUAGUAAAGUUUCUAAUACCCCUGAAAAUAUUAAAAGCGCGAAUACUACUAGCAGUUCUCGAUUACCGUCGAGGACAGUAUUUAGCGGAUCUCCAAAGACUUUGGUCCAACCAUCAGGUUCGGUGUUGAGUAAAGCAUCGAUGUUUGAAGCUAAAAGCACAGAAACGAAGGUGAAAGAUCCUGCGCAAAUGUCACUUGCCGAAAGGAUGGCAUUUUUCGAACGAAAUAAGGGAGAAGCAUUGAUACCUAAAGCACCACUUACAAUGUCGAUACCGCCUAAAAAGUUACAGGAAAGAGACAAGCAAGGAUUUAAUGCGGAUUCGUCUCCAAUUAACAAUCGAAACACGGAUAUUCCGAGUAGAACGGUUUUUGAACAACGUGCGAUGUUUGAACAAGGCAACAAUAGAAACAAAGUAGAAGAAAUGGAAAAUCGCAUUUUACAAGCUACUUAUACUGAGAGACAGCGUGAAUUAGGCAUGUUACGUUCGCGGUUUAAUGCCAAUAAAGAGGUCGCUCGUGCCGCUGCUGGAUCUUGCGUUCGAACGAGUGAAAGUAGCGAAGGAAAUGGCAAAUCAUCGUCGCCAAAAAGUUCGCCCGUUUGUCCAGUGAAGCCGACUCCUGCUCCGGAUCAUAUUGUUCAUCCGCCACCGCCGCCACCACCAUUACCAGAAAUUGUAUCAUAUCACACUAAAUCUUCUCCAGCAAAAAGACAAGUUGUUGGAAGCCCACCGAAAGUUCAACAUUUACGUGCGACAUCCGAUAUUAAACGUAUCCGUGUGUGUCCACCAAAACCAGGAUCUCUUUAUCCUAAUCUGUCGGAGAUUGAAACUACAGAAAGCGAGAGUGAUACGGAAUACACUGUGGACAGUAGCGAACCUGUAACAGCUACUUUUGACGAGAAAACAGAAACGGAAACCGACACAGUCUCUGAAGCUGAUUAUUAUAUUCGACAUGAUGAAACUGACCAAGAAACUGAAAGUGAUAAGGAAAGCGUAACAAAUACAUCUUUUGGGCGUACGAGUUUUGGACGCAGCAUUUUGCACGCGUACGAUGAACAUGCUUCGUUGUUUAACAAAAAAAGAUGUAUAGAACCGGAUCCAGAUAGCAUUACAUCAGACGACAUUUCAGUACUCGAUGAAAUGGAUCAAUAUUUGGAUUGUCUUGAUGAAGAAUUAAAUAAUGACAUGAAAGGGGAAGGUCCUACACCUCCUAAAGUAAAUAAAGGCGGCGAAAGUCUGUCGAUGAGGUGUCAUAAUUCCAAAUAUCGUUCGCCUUUGAAAGAUUCGGAUAAAUUAGAGAAUGGUGACAAACGUGUACCAUUAUUACGCACUGUUAGUGCUUAUAGACGACAACAGGUUCCAGUUAAAAUUAAUUCAGCUGCAAGACACGAAACAGGUUCAAAUUCAAUUUCUGGUACAGAGAAGCGCGAAGAUGAAGUCACAUUGGUGCAAAUGAAAGUAAAAAAGUUAUUAGACGAAGUUGUUGUAACGCAACAGAAGAAAAUAGAAGAAGCUAGCAAAGCGUUGAACUUGUGUCAUUCUACCGUUGAAUUUAACGGCUCUAGUGAGCACGUCGGAGGCGAAUGGGCUCUGCUCGUUGCUACUCACAAACGCCAAGCUGCACUGAAUGAAGUGCAAAGAUUAGAACGAGAAGGCACUCUGAGACCGGUCAAGGCAGGCUCACCAGAAGUGCAGGGUAGUGGUUCAUUAACUAUUUCUGCCAUUACGUUACCGCUCAAGCAAGAAUAUUUCCGAAAUAUGGGCAUGAAUACAUAUCUUCAUUGUGUCUGCUUGAUGUAUUAUUUAGGGGAAGUUUUCGCUACCCAACCAGCGACUGCUGAACCAGGCGAUUCAUGUAUCUGUUUUACUUCAAUGUUGAAACUUGAUAAUUUGCACAGUGAUUUCAAGAUUCUUGUUGAAGUGUAUACCUUCCAGACGCACCCAAAAUAUUUGCCGCAUGAAAAGAAAUAUCAUAUCAAUCAUACUGCAAAAGCGGUCAAUAAGACACCAAAGAAAAAGAAUCAGUUUAUAGUGCCAGACAUACAGAGUCCAGCAGGUCCAAAUGCAAUCAGAUCACCGGCUUUCGAAUUAUCUGGAACUACGACCCUUACACUCGAUGACAUAAAUUGCGAGCAAUUUUCUUUGCUCAGAAUCUCGUCACAUUCUCCACUAGAAGGACACCUGCGAAUGCGUAUAUCGCGUAAACUCUCGAUAUCAGUGGAAUAUCGUGGAUUUUUGACGCUGUUCGAGGAUAUUACAAAUUUGGGUGCUUGGCGUCGAAGAUGGUGCUGGCUUAAAGACGCUAAGCUUUAUUAUUGGGUGUAUCCUGAGGACGAACACAAGAAAAGUCCAAUAGGGCAACUUGACUUGGAGGGUGUUAUUACAAAACACGUACAAUUUACAAAUCGAGAAAAAUGUGCUCGUCCUUUCACAUUUCUACUCGAGAUAUCUAGACCUGUACAACCUGGAGAUACUAAUAAUCUCAUCAUGAAGACAGAUGGAAGGGAAACCAUAAUUGAGUACUUUUUGUUAGCUGAUACGAAAGAAGAAGGAUUACAAUGGAUGUCGAAAUUGAAUAAAACUCUAAGCUUAAUUAGAGCUUGGGGAUCAUGAAGAAAUUCAGUUUAUGCUUAAAUCCAGAUUAAAUUUAUUAAUUUCAAACAACGUAUUCAUGUACGUUUAAAUCAAUUUGUGAUAGGAGGUAUGCGUAUGCAUUCAUAUGUCGUGCAUCGCUCAUCAGAAUAUAGAAUAACAGAGAGAUACUUGAUUUAUAAUACUUUACAAAGAAAGGAAAAAUCUGUCUCGCUUUACGAAGAUAUAUAUUACACUUGCAUCUCAUCGAUGCAUAAAAUAACGGAAAUACUUGUAAGGAAAUACAAAAUGCUUUG
Messenger RNA from Cyphomyrmex costatus, 3928 nucleotides. Its product is annotated as actin-binding protein anillin. Gene Ontology annotation, cellular component: actomyosin contractile ring. The record is from RefSeq and is a predicted model, not a curated record. Gene Ontology annotation, biological process: mitotic cytokinesis; actomyosin contractile ring assembly; septin ring organization. The transcript has 19 exons. Bases 183 to 3653 code for a protein of 1156 amino acids. NCBI's taxonomy places the organism in Eukaryota, Metazoa, Arthropoda, Insecta, Hymenoptera, Formicidae.